This is a messenger RNA of Populus nigra (black poplar), 1141 nucleotides long. RefSeq names its product nudix hydrolase 26, chloroplastic-like. Gene Ontology annotation, cellular component: chloroplast. Gene Ontology annotation, biological process: nucleoside phosphate metabolic process; ribose phosphate metabolic process. The coding region runs from base 293 to 1033 and encodes 246 amino acids. The record is from RefSeq and is a predicted model, not a curated record. Gene Ontology annotation, molecular function: bis(5'-adenosyl)-pentaphosphatase activity; guanosine-3',5'-bis(diphosphate) 3'-diphosphatase activity. The transcript is spliced from 6 exons. Lineage: Eukaryota; Viridiplantae; Streptophyta; Magnoliopsida; Malpighiales; Salicaceae.
CCCUCCUCUCGCGCCUCGAUCUUUUCAACGCCACGAGAAAUAACCAGUCCUUCUCGCGAUAUAUUUUCGAAAAAAUAGUUUUGGCAGCCACAGGAAUCCUCGAUCCCCUCUUCUCGCGGUUUACGAGAAAAAUAGAGAACUGGUGUGGAGAAAUUCCGAUUCUCUCGCUGAUUAUCAACUGCAAGCCCUUGAAAUUCAAAGUAGGCAAGACGACCAAAUCUUACAAAAAAGAAAGCGGGCAGUGGAUAGAUGCUUGGAGACCAAGUAAUUUUAUUCUCUUAAACGACGGGUUAUGGAGUCGUGUCAUAGUGUUGUCAGGAGUUAUAAUAUCUAUCGAUUUGUAACCCCAAAUUGCCCUAUAAAUUUGAACAAAUUUGCGAGCGUACCACUGUCUGGCUCUUCUCGCGCCGCCUUAUCCUUAACAAGGAGUAGAAGGAGAAGCAGAAGAAGGGAGCUGCCGCCGUCAAUGGAGACGCCACCGGAUGGGUAUAGAAGAAAUGUGGGGAUUUGUCUCGUUAAUUCCUCUAAAAAGAUAUUUACUGCUUUGAGGAUAAACAUCUCGGACACGUGGCAGAUGCCUCAGGGUGGUGCUGGUGAGGGUGAAGACCUAUUGACUGCAGCCAUGAGGGAAUUGAGGGAAUUGAGGGAAGAAACCGGUGUUACUUCAGCUGAAUUUGUUGCAGAGGCACCCUACUGGCUUACUUAUGAUUUUCCCCCGCAAACCAGAGAGAGACUCAGUCGUAGAUGGGGUACCAAUUACAAAGGUCAAACACAGAAGUGGUUUCUUUUCAAGUUCACUGGGAAGGAGGAUGAGAUAAAUCUUUUGGGUGAUGGAAGUGAAACUCCAGAAUUUAAGGACUGGGCAUGGUUGUUGCCGGAAAGAGUAUUGGAGCUUGCUGUGGAUUUCAAGAAGCCAGUCUAUGAACAAGUUAUGAAGGUAUUUGGUCCAUAUCUUCAGGCAGAUGCGGAUGAAGAUAGCGCAGCACAAAAUGAAACCGUGGCCGAAGUGUACGUGGAGUCAACUCCUGUGUAAAUUACCUGAAAUUUUAAAUUCUUUACUUUCAUUAGCAAAUCUCAUGACAUAAUAAACUAUGGUACUUCGCUAAUUUUUAUCUUAAUAUAAGCCAACCUCAAAUAGAAA